This is a messenger RNA of Uranotaenia lowii, 876 nucleotides long. RefSeq names its product enhancer of split malpha protein-like. Lineage: Eukaryota; Metazoa; Arthropoda; Insecta; Diptera; Culicidae. Bases 160 to 651 code for a protein of 163 amino acids. The transcript has a single exon. Gene Ontology annotation, biological process: Notch signaling pathway; sensory organ development. The record is from RefSeq and is a predicted model, not a curated record.
UCGUUUUGGAAAUCAUACUCAGUUCACCACUCGAACAGUUCACAAGUGCAUUCACUUAUCAAGAACACUUUUCCAACAAAUUCGUUCAAUUUUGAACAUUUCAAAAAACUUCAGUGCUUAGUGCCACCACCACAAACAAACAAAACAAAAUCAGUGAAGAUGCAUUCCUACGGAUAUAACGUUGCCCACAGCAACAACAGCAUCAACGAAAACAAAUACAACAACGAGAAGCUGAUGAAGUCGUCGCCAGUGUACAAGCUCAAGAAGAUCCUGAAGCCGAUCGCCGCCCUGCUCAAGAGCAAGAAGCAGCAAAAGGAUCAGCACUACUACGUUCCGGAAAAACAGUUCGUCCCGGAUUACGAGUACGACAACAGUGCCAACGAGCGUCUCGAGGCUCAACUCAUGGCUGAGAUCGCCGAGUGCCAUGCAAAUGCCGCCAUCUUCGUCUACGAGGAUAACCAAGUUCAGAUCCAGCCAGUCCAACCCGAGGAACAGUACGUCCCAGUGCACUUUGCCCGCACUGAGGCCGGUACCUUCUUCUGGACUACGAUGAGCCGCGAAGCCGACAGUGACCUCAUCCAGCCGUGCCAAUGCUUCUCCGAUCACCAACUCCCCCAGCAGGAGUUCAGCGAUAGAUGGGCCCAAGCUUAAGUGUGUCAAAACCGUAUCAAUCAACUCCACAAAUCGUGUUGAUACUGGACCUUUGACAACAACAAAACCGCAACAAAAUCAUGAUCUCUUCCAAUCAACCUUUAGUGCGUAAGGAAAAACGGAACAAGCUUUAAUAGUUCUCUAAGUUGCCAGCUUUAAUUUUAAUUGUGAUAUUAGAAAUUUAAGGCUAAUUGUGAUCCUAAUGUCUUCCAUUGUUUAUUUUUU